AUGGAUGCUGGUGGACUCUUGUCCUGUACAAAUGAUGGCGUGCGGGCAGGGGCAGUACCGCAGACACUGGGUUCAGUACGUCGAUACCAGCCGGUCCCUCUCCCCCCCGGCCUCAGGACGUCCCACGUGAGGGGAAAGCUCAGGGCUGAGGCACUCCAGGAAAGCACCAGCGGUGGGCUGAGGCGCCCCACGGCCCGGCCCUGCCGCUUCGCCCGGCCCCGCCGCUCCCGGCCCCCCCCGGGCGCCCCCGGCCUGGCGGCCGCCCGCUCCCCGCAGGCCGGGGCGGGCCGGGGGCGGGCCGGGCAUGGCGCCGGCGGCGCUGUAACGCGGAGCGGUGCCCGGCGCCGUGCGCAGCCGGCGGGCAGCGGGAGCCGGGCGGCGGCUCCUCCUCCUCCUCGCUCCGGCUGCGGGCGGCGGUGCGGCGCGAUGGACUGGCAGGUGCUGACCCGGGAGCUGUCCCUCUACCUGGAGAGCCAGGUCCGCGUGGGGCUCUUCGGCUCCGGCGUGGGCUUGUCCCUGGUGCUGGGCUUCGGCGUCGCCUACGCCUGCUACUACCUCAGCAGCAUCGCCAAGAAACCCCAGCUGGUGUCAAGCAAUGAGCGUUUCUGCCGCUUUCUGGAAGAGUAUUGUCCUGUUGUGACAGAAACUUACUACCCCACGAUUUGGUGCUGGGAAGGUCGGGUGCAGACACUCCUGCGUCCCUUUAUCACCUCUAGACCCCAAGUACAGUACAGAAAUGAGCUCAUUAGAACAGCAGAUGGAGGACAGAUUUCGUUGGAUUGGUUUGAUAAUAAUGACAGCUUAUAUUAUCCGGAUGCCAGCACAAGACCUACAGUCCUGUUAUUGCCUGGUCUGACGGGAACAAGCAAGGAAUCCUACAUUCUUCAUAUGAUCCAUCAAAGUGAAACACUGGGAUAUAGAUGCGUGGUUUUUAACAACCGAGGAAUUGCUGGUGAGGAACUUCUGACUCCAAGGACUUACUGUGCAGCUAACACGGAGGAUUUGGAGGCAGUUAUUCAUCACAUACACAACUUGCACCCCUCAGCUCCCUUCAUGGCAGCAGGUGUUUCUAUGGGAGGCAUGCUUCUUUUAAAUUACCUGGGCAAAACUGGCAGAGACACUCCUUUAAUGGCAGCUGCAAUUUUCUCUGCGGGUUGGAAUGUUUUUGAAUCUGUAGAAUCUCUGGAGAAGCCACUAAACUGGCUUCUUUUCAACUAUUACUUGACUACUUGUCUACAAUCCUCUAUCAGCAGGCAUCGACAAAUGCUGGAGAAAUUAUUUGAUAUGGAUCUUGUGAUGAAGGCUAGAACUGUUAGAGAAUUUGAUAAACAGUUCACUUCAGUCAUGUUUGGCUACCGUACAAUUGAUGAUUACUAUGAAGAUGCCAGCCCAUGUCGCAAGCUGAAGUCUGUAGGCAUUCCAGUGUUAUGCCUAAACUCUGUGGAUGAUGUUUUCUCACCAGGUCAUGCUAUACCGGUGGAAACUGCCAAACAAAACGCAAAUGUAGCUUUGGUUCUGACUUCUUGUGGAGGCCACAUUGGUUUUCUGGAAGGAAUAUGGCCAAGGAAGUGCACUUACAUGGACAGAGUCUUCAAGCAGUUUGUGCAAGCUGUGUUUGAGCACGGAAACAAAAUCUUUAGCAUGUAGCUUUGGCUAUAGCACAGUGGCACAUUCCAACAAGGGCAGUUAAGCUUAAUGCACAGAUUUUAACUACCAUAAGCCAGCAAAUGGAGGAAGUCCAUUACUACACGCAAAAAUAUUUUUUGCCUAAGAUUUUGUAGCAAGAAACUAAAUAAUAUGUUGUCACUUUUGUAUUUAUUUUUAAUAUGCCUUACUAAGAAUGACCUUAAAUGAAACAGCAUUCUGCAUACAUCAAAUUGCACUUAACCAAAAUCAUCAAGCAAGUAGAUCGUAAUUCCUCAAGAUUUUAAUUUAAACCAGUACGUAUUUAGAAGAGUUAAUUUAGACGGCUUUUAAUAUUAGAAUGGCAACGUUCAAAAUAGCAUUUGUUGUCCUGCCAAACAUAGUACAAGUUGGCCCGUUCCUUAGGUGAAAAUCUGCAGAAAACGAAAGGAAGGAACAAAAAGAAGCACUGACUCUUCAAACAAGUCUAAAUUGCAGCAUGCUAUUCUGUAGCAUUAGACUGAUGGACGUUUGCUGUUUUACCCUGACAAUAUCCAGAUCUAGGGUUAGUUAUUGUGUUUUAAACUAUGCCAAUGCCAUAUUCAUUUUACGUGUGUAUUUUUUUAAGCGGCUUAUGUAUAGUGUUUACAUAUAACCAAAAGAUUCCUUUAAAAGAGUACUGUAAUAACUUAUGUAAUUAAAAGACAUUUUGCAUUUCAGUGUUUGUGUAUAGCUGGGCGUUGUCAUAUCUGUAAUAGAUACUUCAUAUAAGUGGUAAAUUCAAUUACUGUCUGUUAUGUUUAUAUUACCUUGCAAGAACGUUACAGUUUUAAAUAAGAAACCAUAGAGCACUAGGAAAUUAUGAUAUAAUCUGUUUUAAAUUAAAAAAUGUAUCAGUCUGAAUCCAUUAUCUCUGCUAUUGUUUCUGAUAAUUUCCAAUAAGAAUGUAACAGAGUGUUUCCAGAAAGAUGAGAGCUGGGACAGGGUGGUGUCGUUGGUUUGCUUAUUUGAUCGUGUGUCUGCGCUUCAGCAAUAGGUUGUCAGUCACUGAAGCCUCCACAGACCGAUUGCUGCCCCGGUGGCUCAUGAGGUUGUGAGGCUGCCUGAGACAGUGCUGUUUGCAGCCCUGAAAGACAGAGAGCUACAGUGGAUCCUUGAGGAAAAAGGACAAUUUUGAAAACUGCUGGGAAGACCUAAGUUAGGUCAGAGUGAAAUGAAAUCUUCGAAGCAGCUUCUGUGGAGGUCCUCUCCCACGCUAAUGACUGUUUUGGGCCCAGCAACACAAGAUCAGGCAGUGGAGAUGCCUUUGCAUUUUUAUUGUUAUGUUUUGAACAGGGUCAGUGCAAGAAGAAAAUGUGGCUAAAAAGCAAGUCAGGUCAUCUGUCUUCAGUAGCACGUGAACAGCCCUCUUGCAAGGCAAGUAUCCUAGUAACAGCAAAGGCAAGGGGAGAACAGAAAUAACUUUUGUCUUCAAAUAAAGCAGAAAUCAAGAUACACUACAUGAAAGCUAAUUUUAUAAGGUGGGAGGUUACAUUAAAAACUAGAAAGCGUUUUCAAGUUUUGAUUUUUUAGGCAAGGCAUUGGGCUUUGUACAGAUAAUAAAGUCUAACUUACUUCUUACCUAAUAAGGACAGUGGGGAAAGCAAAAUGAAACUUUAUGCAUGUUGCUACAACAGAUGAAAUCAGCAUAUUAGUAGGGUGCCUUACUCAUUCUUAAAUUCAUUCCCAUUAGAGAAGUUAUGUUCCUACAAAAACAAUGAGCAAUAAGCUGUGUAUUGAGCAUUACAUUUGUAAAAUUGUUCGGGUACGGUACUGUUGAAAACUCGGCAGCAAAUAUUAAUAAAAAAUAAAACCACUUAUAUUAAAAACACACCUUACUGGUUAAAUAAAAGUAACAUGGUCGAUGGCAGAA
Gallus gallus (chicken) is the source of this 3535-nucleotide messenger RNA. RefSeq names its product abhydrolase domain containing 3 (gene ABHD3). Gene Ontology annotation, molecular function: acetylesterase activity; glycerophospholipid phospholipase A1 activity; A2-type glycerophospholipase activity. The record is from RefSeq and is a predicted model, not a curated record. Lineage: Eukaryota; Metazoa; Chordata; Aves; Galliformes; Phasianidae. The coding region runs from base 1 to 1647 and encodes 548 amino acids. Gene Ontology annotation, biological process: medium-chain fatty acid catabolic process; medium-chain fatty acid biosynthetic process; phosphatidylcholine metabolic process. The transcript is spliced from 10 exons.